CUUGUCACUUGCACAAUCUACUAGCAAAGGUUAUGCAGUGCCUGAACACGAUCAUGGCAGAAUCACCAGGCCUCAUCACCAUCUGCCUUUUAGGAUAUCUACUCAGUGCUGAAUGUACAGUUUUUCUUGAUCAUGAAAAUGCCACCAAAAUCCUGAAUCGGCCAAAGAGGCAUAAUUCAGGUAAAUUGGAAGAGUUUGUUCAAGGGAACCUUGAGAGAGAAUGUAUAGAAGAAAAGUGUACUUUUGAAGAAGCAAGAGAAGUUUUUGAAAACACUGAAAAAACUACUGAAUUUUGGAAGCAAUAUUUUGAUGGAGAUCAGUGUGAGUCCAAUCCAUGUUUAAAUGGCGGCAAGUGCCAGGAUGAGAUUAAUUCCUACGAAUGUUGGUGUCCAGUUGGAUUUGAAGGAAAGAACUGUGAAUUAGAUGCAACAUGCAACAUGAAGAAUGGCAAGUGCAAGCAGUUUUGUAAAAUGGGUGCUGACAACAAGGUGCUUUGCUCCUGUACUGCUGGAUACCGCCUCGCAGAAGACCAGAAGUCCUGUGAACCGGCAGUGCCAUUUCCAUGUGGGAGAGUUUCUAUCCCUCACACUUCUACGAAGCACACCCGCGCUGAGGCUGUUUUUUCCAAUAUGGACUAUGAAAAUUCUACUAUAGAUGAAAUAAUUUGGGAUAACAUCACUCGAAGCACCGAACCAUAUAACAACCUCACUCGAAUUGUUGGCGGAGAAAAUGCCAAACCAGGUCAAUUCCCAUGGCAGGUCGUUCUAAAUGGUAAAAUCGAUGCAUUCUGUGGAGGCGCCAUCAUUAAUGAAAAAUGGAUCGUGACUGCAGCCCACUGUCUCAAACCUGGUGAUGCUAUUACUGUUGUCGCAGGUGAAUAUAACACUCAGGAGGAGGAGCAUACAGAGCAAAAGCGAAAUGUGAUUCGCGUUAUUCCGCACCACAAUUACAAUGCAACUAUUAAUAAGUACAACCAUGACAUUGCCCUCCUGGAACUGGAUAAACCCUUAACGCUAAACAGCUACGUAACACCUAUUUGCAUUGCUGACAAGGAAUACACGAGCAUCUUCCUCGCAUUUGGGUCUGGCUAUGUGAGUGGCUGGGGGAAAGUCUUCAACAGAGGGAGAGCAGCUUCAAUUCUUCAGUACCUUCAAGUUCCACUUGUUGACCGGGCCAGAUGCCUUCGCUCCACCAAGUUCACCAUCUAUAGUAAUAUGUUCUGUGCUGGCUUCCAUGAGGGAGGUAAAGAUUCAUGCCAAGGAGAUAGUGGGGGACCCCAUGUUACAGAAGUAGAAGGCACCAAUUUCUUAACUGGAAUCAUUAGCUGGGGUGAAGAGUGCGCAGUGAAAGGAAAAUACGGAAUAUAUACCAAGGUAUCUGCGUAUGUCAAUUGGAUUAAGAAAAAAACAAAGCUCACUUAAAGAAAAAUGUAUUUCUAAGAUGGGCAUAUUCGGGAUUGAAAAUGAACAAGGUCCUUUACUAACUAAUCACUUUCUAUCUCUUUAGAUUUGAAUAUAUACAUUCUACGAAUACUGUUUUUCUCUUCACAGGGAGAAGUCCAUCUAGAAUUCACAUUUUACUAGAGUACGUAGAUUAGAAAACGUAAUCACUAGAGAAAUAAACUGUGGUAGGAAUUUGUGACUAUUCCUACAGGUCCAGCCCUUGACAAAACUGUGAAGUUAACUUCUUCAUAUUGCCCACCAGGCACUGUGUUUCUCCACUGAGGCAAUUCCCAAAUUCUCUCUCCUUAGCAGCAUUCCAUGUUCCAGAUCUUUCUUACCUCUCCCACCAAACCAUCAAAAUUGAUUAGAUCUGUAUCCAGGAUAUUUGGUCUAGUCCAUCACAAAGCUGGCACCACACUCAUAAAGGGAGAACACAGGAGCUUCUGACAGGUUAAAACUCAUCAGAAACACUGCUUCUUUUUCUGUACCCUUAUUCCUGGAUCCUUAAUCUUAAUAUUCAACUCUCUCCCUCCCUCCCUCCCUCCCUGAUUCCCUACCCAGGGAUAAAGGAGGGAAGGGGAGCAUCAUACUUUUUUACUAGAAUACACGAUUAUAUAUGUCUAUCAAACCCAGACUUGCUUUCAGUUUGGUCUUGGACCUGCUUUCAGACCAUAGGGAAAGGAGUAAAGGCCUGAAAAUCUUGGGGGAAAAGUUCCUCUCAGAGUGUCAUGUUAUUAAAAAACAUACAUCAUGGAAGAAAUGACCUAUCAGAAUAGUUCCCUAAGAGCUUGUAAUUCUGUUGUUAUGGAGGACUGACUAGAGAUGGUUCUAUGAAGGCAAACUGAUGUGUCACUGUCACUAGGAAUGCUAACAUCAACCCAGGCGUAUUGUUCCCCCAUCUGAAACAAAAAACAUUAACAGAAAGGGAACAGUCAAUUUGCAAUCUAGAACCACUAGUGUCUACAAGGAAGAAUUUAUCAGUGUGUCUCUAGUACUGACCAGGACUAAGCAAGAAGUUGCCCAGACCAGAGAAUGUGAGCAUCACGUCUCCUUAACUAGCGUAGCCCCACAGUGGAGAAGGAUGCGCCAGGCUCACAGACAUGAGUCACUCCAGCGAGCCAACUAACUUCCCCUUUUCUGGUUUCAUGCUCAGCAAGCAACUUUUUCAUUAUAAUUAGGCCUCCUGUAUUGAAUUUUCUAGAGGGUUGCUGAGCAAGCAACAUAUAUACUUCAAUCUAUUAGACAGAGUAUUUCCCUUUAAGAAUCAAUAAGCUGGUGUUCUGGUUCAUACCUCAGCUUUUUGUGAAUUUGGUUGAUGUGAAUCGGUCACCCUGCACUUGAUGACAUGUGGCACUGCUGACAAAAUCAGGUUUGGGACCACCGUGACCCCACUGAGCUACUGCUUCUUUGGCUCUUACCUCACCCCCAGCCAGGCCUUGCUGACUUCUUUCAAGUUAUUCUAGUGUAUGCCUUUUAACUUCAGUCUUUUAAAUCCAAGUAUCAAUAAAUGUACUUUUCAAUUUCUCCAAAA
Hipposideros armiger (great roundleaf bat) is the source of this 2973-nucleotide messenger RNA. RefSeq names its product coagulation factor IX (gene F9). Bases 33 to 1421 code for a protein of 462 amino acids. NCBI's taxonomy places the organism in Eukaryota, Metazoa, Chordata, Mammalia, Chiroptera, Hipposideridae. The transcript has 8 exons. Gene Ontology annotation, biological process: zymogen activation; blood coagulation. Gene Ontology annotation, cellular component: extracellular region. The record is from RefSeq and is a predicted model, not a curated record. Gene Ontology annotation, molecular function: serine-type endopeptidase activity; calcium ion binding.